Molecule: messenger RNA, 1613 nt
Organism: Gavia stellata (red-throated loon)
Lineage: Eukaryota; Metazoa; Chordata; Aves; Gaviiformes; Gaviidae
Gene: VSIR
Product: V-set immunoregulatory receptor
Exons: 7
Coding region: 12-941 (309 amino acids)
Biological process (GO): regulation of immune response; positive regulation of regulatory T cell differentiation; negative regulation of CD4-positive, alpha-beta T cell proliferation
Cellular component (GO): plasma membrane
Source: RefSeq, a predicted model, not a curated record
CCCCAGCCACGAUGAAGGCGAUCUCCCCCCGGCCUGGGCUGCUGCUGACUGUGCUCUGCCUGCUCGCUUGCCCCGGAGGGCCGGCAGCUUUCCUGAUCACCACCCCGUACUCGCUCUGCGUCUGCCCCGAGGGCCAGAACGUCACCCUGACCUGCCGGAUCAGCGGUCCCCUCGCCGACCGCCACGACCUCCUCUACAAAACCUGGUACUUCAGCAGCAACGGCGACCAGAGCUGCUCCGAGAAGAAGCACAUCCGCAACGUCACCGAGAAGGAGCUGCACCACGACCUGGGCAGGCACCACGAACCGUCGGGCAACGGCACCCAAAAAUCCCCGCUCGGGGGGCAAGCCAGCCAUCAUGGGGUGGAGUUUGUCCCCGACCACCACGGUGCCUUUCACAUCGUGGUGAUGAACCUGACGCUGCAGGACAGCGGGAAUUACUGCUGCUACGCCGUGGAGGCCAGGCGGGAGCACGGCAAGCCCCACACCCUGCAAGUUGCUCACAGCUUUGUGGAGCUGCAGAUCCAGCAAGGCAGAGGAGGGCUUCAAAACUGCACGUUUCAUACCAGCACUAGCAAAGAUAUCACGGCUGCCGCGCUGGCAACUGGCGCCUGUAUCGUGGGCAUCCUCUGCCUGCCCCUCAUCUUGCUCCUGAUUUACAAGCAGAGACAAGCGGUCAGCAGCAGACGUGCCCAUGAGCUCGUCAGGAUGGAGAGUAGCGCCCAGGGCAUCGAAAACCCCGUCUUCGAGGCGGUCCCCUCGGCGAGCGCAGAGCUGCGGCCCCGACCCCAGCUCUCCUAUAUGGCCAGCCGGCAGCCCUCCGAGUCCGGCCGGCACCUACUCUCCGAGCCCGGCACCCCCCUGUCCCCCUCCGGCCCCGGGGACUGCUUCUUCCCGACGCUGGAUCCCGUUCCCGACUCACCAAAUUCCUUGAAAGCCUAAAGACCCCAGGAGGAAACCACAUCCCCCAGCCGCAGCCGGGAGAGGCCAGGCAGCCACCGCGCCGUGCUCACCCAGCCGAGACCCCCGGGAGGGCAGCACGGCCACGGGCAGCGAAGGGGAGGGCGGGUGCCCUGCCCUCGCCUCCUGUCCUGGCUCUGCCCUGGGGCUGGAAGCGAACCUCUCUUGUCCGGAUUUUGGGUUUUAGUACCUGUUUCUAUGGAGAAGAGCACGGCUCUGUACUGCUCACAUUUUAUGGACUAGCUUAAAAUUGGGGAUGCGGGGAAGGACGGAUGACCCACACCUGCAAACCUCCCCAAGGAUUUAACUUAUUGCCAGGGGUUUAAGCUCUGCCACAUCACGCUGUUUCUGCGUCUUUGACUGAACAUCCUUUCCGGGAGCGGAUGGUAAAGUACUUUAUCCACCGCAAGACAAAACAGGGUCACCGGCCAACCUUGUACUACCUUUUGCUUUGCAAAACAGGAAGGGGAGAGGCUCCCUGUCACCGACGGAGCCCUCCUUCCCCACCAGCCUUUUGAGACGGCCACGGACUUGCGGGGCUGCCGCGUCUUCAGCUGGACACACUUCGGGAGGAGCCUUAUUUCUGCUGCAAUUUUAUCCUUGGCUUGGGAUCAGGGAAAUUUAUCUUUCUGUUUGUUUCAUUAUCAGUGCUGA